Molecule: messenger RNA, 8122 nt
Organism: Oreochromis niloticus (Nile tilapia)
Lineage: Eukaryota; Metazoa; Chordata; Actinopteri; Cichliformes; Cichlidae
Product: BRD4-interacting chromatin-remodeling complex-associated protein
Exons: 14
Coding region: 458-4303 (1281 amino acids)
Biological process (GO): positive regulation of DNA-templated transcription
Cellular component (GO): SWI/SNF complex
Source: RefSeq, a predicted model, not a curated record
CAUCGUUUGGGACAUUAAUUUCACAUGAACACACAUUCACCUUACGUAACCUAUAAAUGCAUCACAGGAUCCAAGAGAAUAGCAUGGCACUUGCCGCUGCAGCUUUAGAUGAGGGUCGUUUGCCUGGAUUUCAUUGGGCGAUGCGGUACCUUGAGGGUGUUAAUGCGGUUGUCUCUUGUUGUAAACAAAAAUAUGUCAGCGGAAUCGGAGAGGGAGGCUUGUCUUGUCUUUUUGAGGGACCUCCCCGGGAAACUGAGCGCAAGGCACAUCUUCACCGGCAACCCGCACCGUGAGACGCAGCGAUGCCCCAGCAGAGGGAGGUCUCGUCUCCGUCCCGCCGCCUCGGCCUGGCAUCCACCCGCCUCCAGACACUGAUGCCCGACCACGACUUCCCAUGAGGCCACCACCAGAACUCAGCUCGACCGCUCUGUAUGGGGCCUCUCACAUAUGAAUUGACAUGGAGGAUGAAGAUGGGACUUGUCUACUUGAUGUUUUGUGUGACCCCCAAGCCCUGAACGACUUCCUUCAUGGGACCAAUGAGCUGCAGACUGAAGACCUGCUCAUUAACUCCUCCUCUGGGGAGCCCUCCCUCUUCACAGAUGCCCCGAGUCCUGUCUCUCUGCUGGGAGAUGGCAGGGACUCCCCAGACACGCCUCCGCCUGGAUGUGUGGAUCUGUCCUUCCUGGAAGAAGCCCUCCUGUCAUCUCCAGAGGGUGGAGAAGACCCACAGGUGGUGCAGGGUGAGCCACCUGUGGAGGCAGCUUGUGAGGCAGAGAAGAGAGAAGUGGAGGAAGAAGAGGAGGCGGAGGUGGCAUGUGAUAUCCUCCAGCAGAGCCUACAGGAGGCUGAGAUCACUGAGCAGACCAUGGCUCUGGAAGCAGGUCUGGCACAAUCAGGGGACAGCCUGUCCCUGUACUCACCGGCCCCUCUCCUUUCUCCACCCACCGCUCCAUUCAUUCCCAAAUCUGUGACCUUGCCUGUGACCACGGCAUUGCCCAGAGACACCCAGGCAGCAGUGGAGCCUCCCCAGCCCUCCCUACUGGCUGUCGGGCCUGGAUGUCCUUCUUUAAAGCCUGCCGCCCCUCCUCAGCUGAUGGGGCUACUACCUGGAAAUGUAUUUCCUGCUCCUUCUCCAGAGACCUCCUUCUCUCUAAGUCCUGCCCAGGGCUCAAGUAUGAUCAUCCACAAGGCUGUGCCGAGCGUUGCCAGUCGACCUCUUAUAACUCCAACCCUGAGAGCAGCAGCAGCAGCAGCACCGAGCAUCGUCCUGCAGCGCGCACCUCUUCCUAUACAGCCCAAGUUGCCCAUCAGCAUUCAGCCCAGACUGGUUCAAAUUAGCCCCAAGCCCUCUGGGCAGAAGCCCACUCCUGGGCUUACAUUCGUCCCUGGGACUGCCUCACCAAACAUUCUAUUGUCUCAAGCAGCGGGCCAAAAGACUGUCGCUCCGCCACCGCAGCCCACCCAGCAGCUCCCCAAACCAGUCAGCCUGCAGCUGGUCAAUCAGGGUGGCUCCUUUGUGCUCCAGCCUCAGGGACUCUUCCAAGGCCAAAACCAGUUCCUUCUUCCGGGCCAGUGUCCUGUUACAAUCUCCCAGCCUGUCAGUGCAGCACGACCGCUGCUGACACCCAGUCACCAAGGCUCAUCGGUUCACAGCAUGACCCCCUCCACCGGGCAGCUUGUAGACGGCUCUCAGAUCUUAACUGUGCCCCAAAGACAGCUGAAUUUCAGCCCUGUGUUCACCACCCCAGCUGGGCAGCUAGCGCUCCGCCAGGCCACUGUGCUUUCAGGACCUUUGCAGCUACAGUCAGCACCUGCUACUGUCUUCCAGAUGCCAGCACAGCUGGCUGGAACCUAUGCGCCAGGAGGGCAGGGGCAACGUGCCACCCUGGUCCACAGUCCUGCUCUUGGAAACCACAUUACCUUGAUCAACAGUUCAGGGGUGCUUCCCCCAGAUCUUACUUCUAUCUCAAUCGUUAAUGGCCCCUCAAUGGUUCAGGGGAUGCCUUUUGCUGCCCAGGGCCCAGCUCCUCAGAGAGGAGUGACAGAAGGACAGCUAAACCUCCAGCAGGCCUCGGUGGUCCUGCUGCCAGAGAGAACUAUUCAAGAAGAGAGGACCAGCUCUGAGGAGACUUUUCACCAGCUACAACAGCCCUAUGGACACACUCUCCAGCACGUCUCCGUACAGCCCACCACUUCUGCCGGGCUGCAGUCCUCCUCUCCCCCUGUGGUUACAGUCCUACAGCCACCUCCUGAAGCACCUCUGGCCCCCGACCCUGCAGAGAUGCCCAAACUCUUGUUGCCCCCAUCAGAUAUGACCCAAGUGGUAGAGGAGGUGACCCACUCGAUGAGUCAGAACCAGGCCUUUAUGCAACAUCUGCAACAGCAAGCACUUAGUCCCCCGAUCACUUCUGAAUUGUUGGUUGGAGCGCUGCCGGUGGUGCCAAUGGAGUCGCUCGCCUCACCAGUCACCAGUGACAGAGAGUCCCAACCUCAGACCCAUGCAGUCUCCGGUCAGGACACCUGCACAGUGAUGUCAGACCAGUGUGUUGAGGUUUCGCCGCUUCACUCGGACGCUGAGGAUACGCCACUGAUCUGCUCCCCCUCUCAGAUUCAGGACACUGGAAGACCAGCAGCAGCAACUUUUUCCCCUCCAACCGGCCCUCAGAUUGCUCUGCCAGGACCUGAGAAUUCAGUCCCCCAGACUACAGCUUCCCAGCCACACAGUGAACCCCUGGUUCAGUAUGAAGUCCCUCAUCAGCUACAGGUAUCGCAGGCCUUGUUUGCCCACAACCAGGUGCAGAUCCAGUCAGCUGUUUCCAAGCCUCUGCCCCAGGCUCAGGCCUCGGUUUCACGGCCCCAGACCCAGGUCUCAGUUUCCCAACCCCAACUAUCUGUUUCCCAGCCUCAGCCUUCAAUCCAUACUUCAGUCCACAGCAGUCAAUCCCCUCUGCCUGUCAGUGUCUCGGUGCCUCAGCAGCAGCCUAAUCCCACAGCUGCAUCUGCAGUUCUCUCCAAAGCAGGAGACGACUCUGCUGUCCAACAGCACACACAAAACAAGCCAACAGCUGCCUUGGCCGUGGAGAGUAAGGCAUUUACUCUCGAUGUCCAUCCACCCUCUCCUGCAGCCCCGGGGGUCCAGGGGCCCCCUGCUCCCAUGGAGUGCACCCCCAUCCAGACGAGUCAGCAGACGAGCACCAAGCUGGCAGGUCCUCUGGAGCUGCAGAGAGAGGAGAGGCUCACACCAGCAAUGCGCAGGCACAGGUUCCAGCAGCAGCUUUGUUUGGACCAUGGAGCAGUGCAGGCUCCAUUCACUGGCCCAGCCUUCUCCACACUGAAGGACGCUGUUAGACGCCUGCUGCCAUACCACACCUGCGCUGGUCACCUGCCCACUCAGGAUGACUUCAAUUUAGUGGACCAGGAGUUCGACACUGUGUCCGGUUUCCUGCUGAAACGCACCAAGGACAUGGUCAACAAAUACAGGCAGCUAUUAGUUAGAGAAGCCCAGCAGGAGAGUCCCUCAGCAGAGAUGGUGAUGCUGGAGCGUCUCUUCCUCCAGGCCGAGCGAUACGCUCUAGCGGAGGACAGACGGCGAGCCCGCAGAGACCCGGAGUCCUUUAUGACAGCUUUGGCUACAUCAGCAUCUUCCCCUCAUGCCCACUCCUCUGGCAGCCCCUCUUCUCCCCCGGCCUGGACCAGACUGUCCGACAGGCCUCCGGGACUGAAGACCUACCGCUCCAGCUCGCGGGGGGCUCUCAGACUUACCAUCAAGCAGGAGUCGGGCUCUCGUAAGGUGAUCCACAACUCGGCCUACGACCCGGGACUCAAAAGGGACCACACGGGGCAGCUGACCAACGGUGGCGGGGCUGUGAACGAACGCCACUCUCAGGCACCCAACGGAGAACCCCAGUGUCCUCAGCAUGACGAGGAGAUGACCAACGGAGCGCCGCUCUGUAACACUGCUGAGCAAGUCUCACAGACAGCACCCACUUCCGUAAAAAAAGUCCCAAAUCCUCUUUCUAUGCCAGAGCCGCAGGAUGUCUGCUUUGAGUUGCCUCCCAGAGAUGUCAGCGCCCCAAAACUGAAAUGUUUCAGGUUGGAUGCGUCACCUCGGGCCGAGCAGCGGUUCAGCCCGCCGCCUCCGCCUCUCCAAGAGGACAACAUGCUCAGUGAACAUCUACAGAGUGCCAUCGACAGCAUACUGGAGCUUCAGCGCCUGCAGGGCCCCUCUGCAGCCCCGACAAGGGCCACGUCAGGCCCGUCAUUGGACCAGGCUGUCACCAGCAUCCUGGAGGGACACCUGUGAGGUAAUCUGCCUUGACAGGCAUCCACACAGAUCCUAAAACAUCGAAGUUGGAGUAAAAACAAAGAAAGGUGUACAAGACUUCUUACCUGUUCCCAGAAGGGUUUCAGAUUUUACAGAAAAAGCGAGGAGAAAAAAGUUAAGAGGCACUAUAAGCAGAUGCAUACCAGACAACAGCACUAUCUAUAGUCCGAUAGAUGUUAGAUACUUCAUUUUGAUGUACGUUUGUGGAAAAAAAAAAAUCUAUUUGAAUAGGAGCUAUAUUGUUUCAGUGGUAGUUGAGUCAUUCAGAGGUUUACGACACUGGUGUAACCUUCAUCAGCAUAUAGUAUAUAAGUAAUAGUGAGGAUAACGAAAACGUGGAGUAGACUGAGAUUAUUCAAUAGUUUUUUAUAAGAUUUCUUUCGAAAAUGUGAAGUUUUCUUUUGCAUAGUGCCAAGCUUCCAGGGUAUUUAUUUUGAUAAUCUGUGCCAAUUGUGUUUUGCGCAGCGAAGGUGUGCGUGCGUGUUUUCCUUUGGAUUGGUUUGCGUGGAUCCGAUGAGUGCGUGCGCGUGUGUGUGUGUGUGAGAGAGAUAGAGAAGACAUUGCAUCCUGCUAUGGGACAGUACACAAAAAAAACAAAAAAAAUAUAUAGAAUUCCCGCAGGCUCCAUCAUCUCGGCUUAAUGAAUGAAACUCCAAAGAAUUUGUGCUACAUCCUGAAUACACCAGCAAACGUCCGUGUUGUGUCUCUUCCCACAAACUGGAGUGCGUCCUUGUUAUAGCAGAAAGAACCCGAGGGGGGUUAAAAUACACAUUAGGCAGUCAUGCUUUCUUAUUUUUCAUUUUUUGGGACCCUUGCUGUCACUUGUGCUAGAGUCUUAACUGUGAAAAAUUUCUAGUUUUCUGUGCGUUUUCAGAAACGAUAAUGGUUUCCCAUACUGUAUGUAUUAACAUGCAAGCAAUAAUAAGUUGGGGUUGUUGGGAGCAGUGGUGGUGCAGUGAAGAGGAGGAGACAACAGAUCUUUGCCUGUUUUGCUUAUCGGUGUCAUUGGAUGAGAACAAAGAUUAUUUAUCAUUGACUAAGAUGCUUACUCCAUCAUUAAAGCCCGUGUAGUUUAGAAAUUGUGUUUCUAACAUGUUUUAAGGGCUUUGAGGGUACUUAGCUGCAAAUGUGACCAUGAAAAUGUCCAUUUUAGGGGAAAAAACCCACCAAAACAGACAAACUGUACAGAUAUUGAGCCUCUCUGCAUCAUCAAACAGCCUUUGACCAAAAACUAGAGGAACCAUCCGCUUCUCAUCUCUUUAGAGUUCUUUGUUUCUAGCCCGCUGUCCUAAAACUGGAGCUUUAUUUUACCGCAGCCGUUGUGGAGCAAUAUAUGAUUUUUGCGACAUCUUAUGUUAAUGUGACAAUCUUAUUGGUCUGCGUGAAGGUGUGAAUUCUCGUCAUUUUGGGGUCAUUUGUAACAGCUGUACGACUCUCUCCCUCGUGAAAUGCGUGCAAAAUGUUCCUUGUGAAUUUUUGCCUAGAAGGUCGAAACGUACAAGCGGCAAAUAGUCUCCCUUUUUUGUGAUAUUACCUGAAAAUUUGUUUUAAAAAUUUUGCUUUUGCAAAUCCCGUUAGGGAUCAAGGUUUGACUUGCGAAUUGGAAUGGUCGAGAAAAUGCCUUAUUUUAAUUUCAGUGUACCUGAAUUGGAGAAAAAGCUGAUUUAUGUGGUGUUUUUGAAUACUUUUGAAUAACAUCUGGUGUUCUGAAAGUGAAAAUAACUUGUCCCUUCAAAGAAAAAAAAGAAAAAGAUAAGAUCCAGAGAUUUGGGGCUAAAUCUGAAAGUCAUUUGUUGAAAUGUAUUGUUUGGUUUCUUUUUUUCAAUCUGUAAAAAAAAAAAAAUUGUCUUUUGUCGCAGCGAACAAAAGGAGUUAUAAAUAUGCAGUAAUUUAGUGUUGAAACUCUGUGGGAGUACAGGUGGACACACACAAGAGGAUUCACUAAGGACUCUAAACUUUUAAAGUUUCCUGCUCAAGGUUAGAAGUGAAACCAUGCAUAUGCUUGCCAACAUAGACUGUAUAUAAAGGACGGACAUGGGCAAUUUGACAGGAUGCGCUAUUUGUGAAGUCUUAUUUUCUUAAGCCUCUAGCUGAGUGUCUGAGUGUUUUUUUUUUUAACCCAGGUACCACAACAUGGGACAGAUCUCACUGUGAAAUAUAAGAUAGGGACUGAUUUGGCACCCUGUGAUUGCUAAUUGGGAUGAUUACCUAAAGUUAAGCCCAUAAACUCAUCAGGAAAGUGUUUACUUAAGGCAGAAAUCAAGGAAGCUGAGGACCUUUUCUAAGUCCCCCCCCAAAAAAAAGCCAAAUUUUUUUUCCUAAGUCAAAAUUUCAGAUUAUCGCCUCAAAAAUUUGUCACAUUGAAAUUAGGAUAACCUGAAAUUUUCACAGUGGCAGAAAGAAGCUUCUACAGUUUUCCAAUGGAGUUCUGUACAAGCAGACCUUUUUUCACAAGCGUCGCCCCCUGCUGGCCACUGAAAAGAAAAAUGAAAAUGCUGGUUUAUGGUGGUUAUGCAGUGAGCAUGAAACAGCCUUCUUUUAUAUACAGUCUAUGUAUGCUAACUUAGCAUGAGGCCUGUCCAUAGCAGAAACAGCUAGCCUGGUUUUGUCCAAAGGUAAAUGCCUACCAGCACUGCUAAAAGCCAGGUUAGCUGUCACCUUUCAAAGUAGUUCCCAAAAUUCAUUAAAUAGAAUAUCCCCAAAUAAAAGCAAAGGCUUUCUAAUAAUUUAAACUGAAUCUUCAGGUGUGUUUCCACCCUCAGAGGUUUUCACUGUAAUGCAGUAAAGAUGUCAGAGUGUCUUUCGUAACACAGGAUUGCACUCUUUAUCACCGCUAGACUUCUUCAAGGGUAAUUCCACCAAAAUUUACUUCAAGAAAAAAAAUGAAAUAAUUCCCCAAAGUCAGCCCUUAUUUGUCCAUGUUAAUAAAUCAAGGGCACCCAAGAAAUGCAAAGUCAACUUUGAUGGAAACCCCUUGGAUGAAGCAGCGUCAUGUGCCAUUGUUAUUGUUGCAGUGUCAAACACUGACCGUUAGAAAUAUGCUUAGUUUGUCAGCGUCUUAGGAUAAAGGGAUUCUGCAUGUUGAGCCGUUUUAUUUAUUUGUAAAUGUGUUUUAUUUAAUUUUCCUGACUGAACUGUGAAACCAGGGGAGCUCAUAACUAAUUCAACUUCAGAUACAAAACAUUUGACUGACAGAUUGUUUCUGAUGCCAAAAUCAAGAGGCCUUAAUUCAGCAAAACUAGAUUGUAGAAAAAAAAAAAAAUCCACUUAAAGACUCCUUUGACCUGAAAGUCACGAGUGAUUCAUAUAUGAAAUGUUAAGAAAACCACUUUUGUACUCAUUUUUACAGACUAUUUAUUAAACUGUGAUUUUGUAAGAAAUAAACAAAUGAAUGUGGCUAUGUCUUGCUUCAGGGGGUGGGGAGUGGAUGGAGGGUAUAGGUGUGUUCAAUAAUUCAUAAGAUUAAUAAACAUCACUUAUUUACUGUAUCAUUCACAGGAAAACAUGAAUAAAUACAAUGCAGCUGCUUCCAUAAGGUAAAUUUCUUAUACUCUAAAGCUUUGCAGAGGGUUAAAUCUUGUAAUUUAUCUUCGUCACGUCCGAGUUGGCAGCUUUUCUUUACUGUGCAGUUUGGAUUCUGUGAAACGACGUCGCUGUGAAACUGAAACGAGCUCAUGUCCCGACAGUCUCCGGUCAGGUUUAGGGGUUAAGAGGCACGUUCACACGCGCCAUGGAGAGGUCCCACCCGUCUGGAGAAUCGGCACCACGACAUAAGCAGCAGUUUAAAUAAAUGACCAA